Molecule: messenger RNA, 1470 nt
Organism: Pyrenophora tritici-repentis Pt-1C-BFP
Lineage: Eukaryota; Fungi; Ascomycota; Dothideomycetes; Pleosporales; Pleosporaceae
Product: AraJ, Arabinose efflux permease
Biological process (GO): monosaccharide transmembrane transport
Cellular component (GO): membrane
Molecular function (GO): hexose transmembrane transporter activity
Source: RefSeq, a predicted model, not a curated record
AUGGACCCCCGUUCGUGGUUCAGCAGCCUCACGGGCUACUUUGUCUACAUCCUCUCCGUCGCCACCCUCGGUCCGUUGCUCUUCGGUUUCCAUCUGUCUGAGCUGAAUGCACCCGAAGAUGUCAUCCGCUGCAAGAAAAAGUCCAUCAGGAUGGCCGUCACCGGCCUGGGCCUCCCACAGUGUAUCGAGAUGACGCCCACCGAAUGGGGCGUCGUAGGGUCGCUCUACACACUCGGAGGUCUCAUAGGCGCCCUUUCCGCAGGACCGUUGGCCGGAAGGUACGGAAGGCUCCGGGCUAUGCAGAUGUCGACUAUCUUCUUCGCCGUGGGCCCCAUCUUCGAGGCCCUGAGCUUGAAUAUCAGCGUCAUGGCAUUUGGGCGCUUGCUCUCGGGAGUGGGCGCUGGAGCUUCAGUCGUCAUCGUGCCUCUCUACAUUUCGGAAAUCGCGCCCCCGGGCGAGAAGGGCUUCUUUGGGGCCUUCACCCAGAUCGGAUGCAACGUUGGUAUCUUGAUCACGCAGCUGUUGGGAUACUUCUUGAGCCACGACUCGUACUGGAGGCUGAUCUUGGCUAUUGGGGGUGUCAUAGGUGCGGCACAAGGUGUAGGACUAUUGCUGUCUGUCGAGAGUCCCAAGUACAUUGCGGAACAGGGCAACGUGUCGCUGGCUAAGAAGACACUGCGCAAGAUGCGGGGAGAAGAUGCGAACAUCGAGGAGGAGGUAAAUGAUUGGGGAGUGUCUGGUUCGACUGAUGUCAACGAGGAAGAGCAGACAUUAUUGAGCAACCAGGACGAAUCCGUCAAUGGGAGGCCCAAACAGUCUGGCAAGGAAGAGACUUUGAGCAUCAUGCAAGUCUUCCGUCAUGCCGACUACCAAAAGGCUGCCAUUGCCGUGGUCAUGGUCAUGUUGGCCCAGCAAUUCAGCGGCAUCAACAGCAUCGUCAUGUACGGCGUAUCACUCUUGGCUGGCCUGCUCGAGUCCAACUCGGCUCUGCUCAAUCUUGCUGUCUCGGCGCUGAACAUCAUCGUCACGGCUAGCUGCGCGCCUUUGGCCGAUAAGCUGGGUCGCAAGGUCUGCCUCCUCAGCUCCCUCGCAAUCAUGGGCACGAGCUCGCUUCUGCUUGCUAUUGGCAUCAUCAAGGCGAUUCCCGUCCUAUCAGCAGUCGCAGUUCUGCUCUUUGUGUCGGGCUUCGCCGUUGGCCUGGGACCGGUGCCCUUCAUUCUAGCGAGCGAGCUGGUAGGGCCGGACGCCGUUGAUGCGACACAGAGUAUCGCGCUCGGGGCCAACUGGAUCGCUACUUUUAUCGUUGCGCAAUUCUUUCCCCUUGCGAGCGCGAAGCUGCACGGGAAAGUCUACUUCAUCUUUGCUGCACUCUCGGCAUUCUUCUUUGCAUUCAUCUCAUGGUAUGUGCCCGAGACCAAGGGCAAGAAGAAUGCGGAUGAAGUCUGGGGUAGGGAGCGUCGCGUUGACUAG